Molecule: messenger RNA, 1500 nt
Organism: Knipowitschia caucasica
Lineage: Eukaryota; Metazoa; Chordata; Actinopteri; Gobiiformes; Gobiidae
Source: the annotation of a GenBank genome assembly
AUGUUCUACUCCAAACCGCACUACGUCUUGUUCAUCCACAUGGUCAUUAACGACAUGCUACAUUUGAUUCUGACCGUGUUCCUUUUGACCAUCACCUAUGUCCUCUAUUUUCUCCCUGCUUCCAUGUGCACCAUCUUCACCCUGGUCAUUAUCUCCAGCACUGAAAACACUCCCCUCAAUCUGGCUUGUAUGACCCUCGAAUGCUACAUUGCCAUCUGCCACCCUCUCCACCACGCCAAAAUCUGCACCCUCAAACGAACCUACAUGCUGAUUGCCUUGAUGUGGCUCAGGCUCGAAAUGAAUGUGUCCGGAGCCGGCCAGAGUGGGGGGCUGGAGACCCUCCAGGAGGCUUACCCUUUCAUAGUCACCAAAAAUGUUAUCAUUGUAGCUUUGGGCUUGGCCAUUAACUACAUCAACGGGAUUCUCAUUCACACCUUCAGGAAGCAUCAGGGUGGGGGGCUGGAGAACUUCCAAGAUGUUUACGCCGUCAAAGUCACCAAGAUUUUUAUUGUCGUAGCUUUGGGCUUUGGCAUUAACUUCAUCAACGGGAUGCUCAUUCACACCUUCAGGAAGCAUCAGAUCUUCUACACCACGCCUCGCUACAUCCUCUUCAUUCAUCUUGUGAUCAAUGAUAUGAUCCAGCUCACUACGACAGUCAUCUUGUAUGCCAGUCACAGUCAGGAUUAUGACGUGGUGAAGGCCGCAGUCCUGAAGGCAUACGAGUUGGUGCCAGAGGCCUAUAGGCAGCGGUUUCGGAUGUGCAAAAAAUCAGGAGGACAGAGUUAUCUGGAGUUCACGCGGGAUUUGAAGGCACAUUUUUCUCGUUGGUGCGCAGCGUCCAAAGUCACAAAUUUUGAAAAGUUGGGCUCGUUAUCUCCGCCUGGGGGAGGUACGGUUCCAAUUAGAAUUCUGCGGGACACAGGAGCGUAUGACUCGUUCGUGGUCGGUUCGGUAUUGCCUUUCUCCGCGGAGACCGCUACAGGGGACUUCAUACUGAGCAGGGGCAUGGGCAUGACUGUGUUGCCUAUUCCGUUACACAGGAUGAAAUUAGAGUGUGAGCUGGUGCGGGGAGAGGUCACUGUCGGUGUGCGACCAGCGUUGCCCAUCGAGGGGAUUCAUUUUAUUUUGGGGAAUGGGUUGGCUGGUGGUCGUGUCUGGGCUGACACAGACACUGGUGGCGGGGAGACUGUGGAUGCUGACGCGGUGGAGCUUCCAGCCGCACCUGUGGUUACACUGUGUCCCAUGGCCCCCGAGAGCGGCUCUUCAUCGCAGCCAGACGUAUUCCCCGCGUGCGCGGUGACGCGGGCCAUGCAUAAAGUGGCCUCUGCAUCCUCGGCAGCUUCCAGUGAUUUUGUGUUGUCUAUGGCAGAGUUUCCAUUAAAUGUGUCCCGCGCUGAAUUGGUUCGGGCGCAGCGAGACGAUCUGACUUUGGAGAAGCACCAGCGGGGGAACUUGGAGCAGGGUGUGGUGUCCUGGGUGGUUUGUGUUGUGCUGCGAUAA